AUAUUUACAACAGAAUUGCUCACAAUUAAAAGUGCGGAAAGAUGCUCAGUAGAUUUAUUUCGUAUUUCUCUACUUGAAGCUCUCCUCCCUCCCCGUUUCACUUCGACUCCACCUCGCCGCCGUGUUUGGGAAAAGUAGGCUAAAAUCUCGAUUUCAACUCAAGGUGACUGAACCUUGUCGUUGCUUCGACUACUGGGCAAUACUGACUCAAAGUAGCAUUCUAGUGCAGAGCUAAGAUCACUUUGAUUUUUGUUAUGGUGGUUAGAGCUUGAGGUGGGGUAAGCAUCUAAAAGAAAGAAUGUCUGUACCCACUCCCUAUUGAUUUGCCCCACGAGUGUUUUGGUGUAAUUAAACAAUUCCAUGUUUGUAAUACUAAAUGAUUCUCUUUCGUCUUGCCUUGAAAAUGUAAUAGCUGUACUGUAAUUGACUGCUUUAUCUUCUUGUCCACAUUGAGCAUUCUAUACACGCUAGAUGAUCUUGUGGAAGAUUACUAACAUUCUUUAGUCUUCAGAUCAAUAGGAUGGCCAGGGCUGAAGGUGAUAUCAAAGAACCGAUGAAUGAGCAAGCCAUUGCAAAUAUAUAUGCUUCAAUGAGGAAUGAAAUCAACCAAAUCUAUUCCAAGAUCACCGAGCUGGAAAUGGAGGUCAGCGAGCACUCCCUCGUGAUCAACGCCAUAAAACCACUUGAUCCAUCAAGGCGAUGCUACCGGAUGAUUGGAGGUGUUCUUGUUGAGAGAACAAUCAGAGAAGUUCUGCCAGCUGUGCAGAGAAAUAAGGAGGGUAUUGAAGAGGUAAUUGCUCGGCUCAACGAAGCAUCCGAGAAGAAGAAAAAGGAUCUAGCCGAAUUCGAGGCCAAGUACAAAAUCAGAAUCCGAAAGGGCGAUGGUGAAAUGAAGGAUGAAAGUAAGAAGGAAGGGAAUGCACAGGGCGUCCUCGUUGGCCCUGCCGGUUCUAAUUAAUAGCAGGUGAAGGUUAUAUGUUUUUGUAUCAUCCUUUUUCCUUUUGUAUCUAUUGUGGUACUGCACGUUAGGAAUCUUGAAGCUUUUCCUGGGUUAGGACAUGACAACUUUGAACUGAUUGGAACUUUUGAGUUGAUCAAAUUUUCUGGUGUUUUGAACUUUGUGAAUGAAUCAUCAUGUUCACGGUA
Salvia miltiorrhiza (redroot sage) is the source of this 1146-nucleotide messenger RNA. RefSeq names its product prefoldin subunit 2-like. The transcript is spliced from 2 exons. Gene Ontology annotation, molecular function: protein folding chaperone. The record is from RefSeq and is a predicted model, not a curated record. Gene Ontology annotation, cellular component: prefoldin complex; cytoplasm. The coding region runs from base 521 to 958 and encodes 145 amino acids. Lineage: Eukaryota; Viridiplantae; Streptophyta; Magnoliopsida; Lamiales; Lamiaceae. Gene Ontology annotation, biological process: protein folding.